Molecule: messenger RNA, 3740 nt
Organism: Rana temporaria (common frog)
Lineage: Eukaryota; Metazoa; Chordata; Amphibia; Anura; Ranidae
Exons: 3
Coding region: 2829-3689 (286 amino acids)
Source: RefSeq, a predicted model, not a curated record
UUUCCGCUAGCUGGUCGCAUCGGGACCACAAUUUCCGAAAAAACUCCCGAUUAUGAUCGUACGACCAAAAUUGCCUACGUUCUUUGCGGAUUUACGUCGUUGCGUAGUGAUGUAAUGUACGGUUGACCCCAUUGUAGCCACGCCCGCAGCAUAGCAUUUGUGAACCAGCGUUCUUUCGGGCUACUACGUACUUUCCUGUGAACUACGGUAGCUCGUUCGGGCCACCACGUCCUUUCUUUCUUGCCGAGACGUAUUUUCUUUCGGAGUGGCACGGUCGUUCGGACAGGAUGGAGCCGGGGCACCAAAAUACCAACAUUGCAGUUGCAAUGAUUGGAGUCAUGGCCAUCCAAAAGGUCCUUAGCCAGAAGAAAAAAAAAAUAGAAGGACAUGGACCAAACAGUGGCUGAUGAAUCGGGAGAAAUAUUCCCACAUGUCCUUGCUCAGGGAUCUUCAAGAAAAAAAUCCAGAAGAUUACCGAAAUUAUCUGAGAAUGGAUGAUGAUUGUUUUCAGCAUUUACUGGCAUGCGUCAGACCACAUAUUCAGAAGCAGGACACUGUGAUGCGUGAAGCAAUAAGUGCUGAUCAAAGGCUCAUAGCAACUUUACGUUACUUGGCAACUGGACGCAGUCUGCAGGAUUUAAAAUUCUCCACUGGAAUAUCUCCACAGUCACUGGGCAAGAUCAUCCCUGAAACCUGCGAAGCCCUUAUCCAAACAUUGAAGGAUGAAUAUCUAAAGGUACAGUGAAGUUUAUUAUCUAUGCAUUUUUAGAAUUACACUAGUCAGUUUGGGGUCACUUGCAAGCAACGCUACCAUUCUUGUUUCUAUAACCUCAAUGAAGUGUUGCCGCAAUUUCCCUGAAGAUGUAAAGUGUCCUAGGUAAUAAACACAUAUAUGAGCAGGCUUGUGCUUAAUUGGACUAGGAAACACAUGACACUGAAACUACCCCUAACGUCAAAGUGACAUUUGUUUAGAAGCCAUACAAAUACAGGAGAACAAACAAGCCAUCAGCAGUUGUAAACCUUGUUUUGAAAAACAUAUUCAUAUAUUUUUUGUAUACUAAAAAAAAAUUAAAUACUGUUUAUCUCUCCUUUUCCUCCUAGUUUCCAAGAAAUGCUGUUGAAUGGAUGGAGGUUGGGCAGAAAUUUCAAGACCAAUGGAAUUUCCCCAAUUGUGGGGGCGCAAUUGAUGGGAAACACAUAAGGAUCUCACCACCCCCCAAUUCUGGUUCUUACUUUUAUAACUAUAAAGGCUUUUUCAGCAUUGUCCUUCUUGCCGUUGUCAAUGCCAAUUAUGAGUUUUUAUAUGUAGAUAUUGGAAAAAAUGGACGCAAUUCCGAUGGAAGUGUGAUUGAACACACUAAAUUCUACAAAUUACUCCAAAGUGGGUCUCUGAAUCUGCCAUCCCAAAAUGAGACCAUGGAAGGUCUAAAGUUUGUGUUCGUGGCAGAUGAUGCAUUUGGUUUAGGAGACCAUCUCCUCAAACCCUUCCCACAGCGCAACCUGACCCCUGACCAAAUGAUCUAUAAUUACAGGUUGUCAAGAGCACGUAGAGUGGUGGAAAACGCUUUUGGAAUAUUGGCCAACCGUUUCCGUAUAUUCCAGACGACCAUUAAUCUAUCUUUAAAGAAAAUUGACCAAAUUGUGCUAUGUUGUUGUGUACUACAUAACUUCCUGCGGCGACAUGCACAGGGAUACAUUCAUGCGGAUCAGCAAAAUGAUCGCGGGACAAUGUCAUCAGUCCAAGUUGUGCGAGAUAGCAGCAAUGCCAGACCGACACAAUUGACACCACUGGCUCUGCCACAUUCCAGGCUGCCAUCCCAAAGUGCCUGUCAAUGCCGCCUGGACUACAUGAAUUAUUUUAUAGGUCAGGGGGCAGUGUCAUGGCAGUAUGACAUGUGACAUGUUUUAAUACAGGACAAAUGCACUGUUCACACUCCAUCUCUUUAAAAGGACUGUUUGUCAAGUUUAAUGCUUAUAUGUGUUCUUUUGCUCUUGGAUGACAUUGCCAUGUCAAUAAAAAAAAAACCUGAGUAUUUGUUUGUAUGUUACAUAUUAUUGACAUCUUUGCUAUCAACAUCUUUGCUCAUUAGUUCCACGUCAUAUUGGGCACCCAGUGCCACCAAAGUGAAAUCAUCAUGUGCCAACUUCAAAUCCCAACAAGUGCCACCUAUCAGUGCCCACUGUGGACACCUAGCAAUGGUCACUAGUUUCACAUGUAACUGCUCUAAUCAUGCAUUUCCGCGCCCACCUUUAAAUAGACUUUAGUAUCAUAUUUUAAUUGCCCAUCUGUGACCACUUUUCUAUGGGCACAUUGUGAGUUCUUCACCUCCAAAAAAUACCCACACCAAAAAAUGCAUCAAAAGCUCCUGAUAAUCGUACACACCUCAUUCCAGGGAAAUUAUUUCUUAAUGAAAUAUUUCACGGUUCACACUGUGCCUUUUCCUAAUUUGGAGUAAUAAACACAUCAUGUGGUGGGAACUAACUGUUUAAAACACAAAAAAAAGGAUCAAGUUCAUGACAUGAUUCUGCUUUUUAUUAGGUACCCACCAAACCCGUUGUGAAAUCAAUGACAAAGUUAAACUAGAAAAAUUGUACAGCCAUGCCAACAGUUGACCAAAACCAUUAAUAGCAGACUAUACAACAGACAUUCCGUGCGCGCAGCCUACGAAGAUACGUUGUCUACGCACUACGUUCGCAUCGUACUGACGUCAUAAUAAACGGACGGCAGACGUACGCUCGUGUGGUGAAUGAUAACCGGGCGCGGCAACAGCGAACGCUCCCGGAAAGAACGCUGCUACGAAUUGUAGUGCAGCACGAACUGAGGAAUCAUGCCGGACAAGUUCACCUCCCCUGAUUUUUUAUCCCAGUUCAUUGAAAUGUACAGGCAGCUGCCCUGUUUAUGGCAAGUAAAAUCUAAAGAUUAUUCCAACCGUGAUAAAAAACAUGAAGCCCUGAGUAAACUUGUCGAACUGUGUAAAGCGGUGUGCCCAAAUCCAACAAUUGAUUAUGUGAGGAAUAAAAUUGCCAAUAUACGAACCGUAUUCAAAAAAGAACUGAACAAGGUUCGUGUUUCACAGACAUCUGGGGCAGGAACAGAUGAAAUUUAUGAACCACGGCUGUGGUAUUAUGACAGUCUGCGCUUUCUGACAGACCAGGUUGAAGCCAGAGCAUCAGUGUGCAGCCUUUCAGGAACAUCUGCUGCAUCUCCAAACUCAGAGGAUGAGGAACAGGACAAUGUAGAAGAUCUACCCAUAUCACAGCUUCUGCAGGAGCAAGAAUCACAAGAAGACAUGUUCACGUCCAGGCCUGCUCCUCCACCCCUGGCUAGGAAGAAAAAAAGAAGUCUAGAUUCGGCUACAUGUUCCUUUCUGGAUAAGGCUGCAUCGGCAUUGCAGAACAAGUCCGAUGAAUCUGAUGGGUUCGGAGUCAUGAUUGCCAACAAGCAUAGAAAAAUGACUGACCAACAAAGAGAAUUUGCAGAGAGACUGGUUUUAGAAGUUCUUGCAAAGGGUAUCAGAGGAGAAUUGAGCGCUAAGACAAAAUUAAUAGAGGAACAGCCACCAACAACUUACCAGGCACCCAUGCAUUUUGCCCAAACACAAGCAUCCAACCACCAGACUGGACAAUGGCAAUAUCCCUCCGGCCAAGUUCAUAGUUCUCCUUGGGGUACAACUUAUACCAACAUAUAAUUUUUCAUCAAAUGUUGGAGUUGUAGUGUAAGGUUUUAAUUUUUCAAUAAU